Molecule: messenger RNA, 1795 nt
Organism: Larimichthys crocea (large yellow croaker)
Lineage: Eukaryota; Metazoa; Chordata; Actinopteri; Sciaenidae
Gene: pgp
Product: phosphoglycolate phosphatase
Exons: 2
Coding region: 280-1200 (306 amino acids)
Cellular component (GO): cytoplasm
Molecular function (GO): sn-glycerol 3-phosphatase activity
Source: RefSeq, a predicted model, not a curated record
UGUCACUUUAAGCCGGUGCGGAAGUAACCGCGGAGUUUACGCAACGUUCAUAGGAAGGUCGGUGAAUUUCAACACUACAGUUAAUUAAACAAACCCGUCCGUGAACCGGUUUCAUUCAGCACAAAGGUAGAGUACCGUCAUUUCACACAGGACUACCGGACUUUAUGACAGCGUCAGCUCACGUCCGUCACUUUGCUCGGUAGGGAAAGCAGCGUGCUCGGACAGCACGUACCGGGUGAAUAGGUGUUAGUUUUUAAACCGAACAGCUCGGUUUCUGUCAUGUCUGGGUCCAAAUGUGUUCGGCUGACCGGAGCCCUGGUGAAACAAGUGCUGGACUCCGUAGACAGCGUCCUGUUUGACUGUGACGGGGUUAUCUGGCGUGGGGACCAGGCCGUCCCCGGUGCCGCUCAGGUCAUAAACCUGCUCAAAGAAAAAGGGAAGAAAGUCUUCUUCGUCACCAACAACAGCAGCAAGACGAGGAAGAUGUAUGUGGACAAAAUGACAAGUCUGGGUUUCAACGUGAAAGAAGAGGAGGUGUUCGGGACCGCGUACUGCUCCGCCAUGUACCUGAAGACCGUCUGCAAACUGCAGGGUAAGGUCUACCUCAUAGGGAGCAACGCCAUGCAGCAGGAGCUGGAGGCGGUUGGGAUCCAGCCGACCGGGGUGGGACCCGACCACAUCUCCGGGAAGCAAGCCGACUGGGCUAACGUGCCUCUGGAUCCAGAGGUGAAGGCGGUGGUGGUGGGUUUCGAUGAACAUUUCAGCUACAUGAAGCUGAACAGAGCCAUGCAGUACCUGAGCCGGGAGGGCUGUCUGUUUGUGGGGACCAACAGGGACACACGGCUGCCUCUGGAGGGAGGCAAGGCUGUACCAGGUACGGGCUGUCUGCUGCAGGCUGUCGAGACAGCGGCCCAGCACCGUGCCCAGACGGUUGGCAAACCCAACAACUUCAUGUUCGACUGCGUGGCCUCCCAGUUCGGCGUGAACCCCGACCGCUGCCUGAUGGUGGGCGAUCGCCUCGACACCGACAUCAUGCUCGGCUCCAACUGCGGCCUGAAGACCCUCCUAACCCUCACAGGGGUCAGCACUGUGGCAGACGCUGAGGAUCAUCAGAAGAGCGGCUCCGCAGAGAGGCAGGGGAUGGUGCCAGAUUAUUACGUGGAGAGCAUCGCAGACCUUCUUCCGGCUCUGCAGGGAUGAAACUAGCAAGCCUAGCAAUAUUUUUUUUAACCAUAAUAUUAUUUCUAUUACAAAGUCACAACCAAGAUGAUAGCUGCUGUGUGACGGAGGAGACAAAGACUUAAAUUAAACCUGCUCAUUUAACAUGAUGUUUUAUUAACAAUAACUUAAGAACAAUGAUUUACAGUAUUAUUUCAUUGUAAUCUAAGUGUUAAAGAGACUCAAGGAGUGUUUGUUUUUAGGAAAGUGAGUGUACUUUAAAGUCUUUUAUUCUGUGUGUGACGCAAUCUCCCCCUUAAACAACUACAAGUCAAACUCAAGAAGGCAAAUGUGCGCACAAUUGUGUGCCAACAGUUUGGUAAUAUAUGUGUGUUCAGGUUUACAGCUCUGUUUUUGUGGGUAUUGUUACACCCCAGCAAGUGCUAACAUUUGCAGUGGGAUGGUGCAAUGAUACCCUGUUAUGUUACGUCAUUAGUGAGUCCGAUUAACAGACUGGCAUAUAUGUUUUAAAGGUAGGUUCCUCUUACCAUCUGCCUCUUUCUGACUUGUCCUCGACUCCACAGUCACUCAACGCAAUGCUCAGAUUUGUAAUAAAAUGCAAACUAUCUUCACUAAA